GUUUCGCUCGCUGUUGGAGACGUGAAUUUUGUGAUCGAAGCACUACAGCUGAGCGAGCAUGUGGGUGUCGGUGGCUUACCGCUAACUCCACUUCAUAAACGGGUCACCAAUAACGUCUUGGUGGUGAACAGCGAUGGCAGCUACUUUACGGUUUACGACGAGACACUUCGUAUUGGUGGAGAACGUCAUCAAGUGAUCAACUCGCUGGCAAUCGAGAACGGCAAGGAUAUAGAUAAGGCUUUUCAAUUGUCCUUCCUUGAGCCCGGCAUGCGGGUACGAAUUCAUCCUUUGAGAGGUCGACCUCAAUCGGUGUUCUUCAAGAGCUGCUCGAUGAGACUCGUGGAGACUAUCGAUUCAGGAAUUCCAGAACUACAAGUCGAUCCCGACAACUACGAGGACACCAGCGGCUACGAUCGCAGCUACGCCAAAUGGAUCAUCGGUCUUGACUGGACGGGCUACAUUGACUUAUAA
Ostertagia ostertagi is the source of this 471-nucleotide messenger RNA. Lineage: Eukaryota; Metazoa; Nematoda; Chromadorea; Rhabditida; Trichostrongylidae. The record is from the annotation of a GenBank genome assembly.